UGAAACUAAUUGAAAUUAAAUUAAAAAAAAGAGAAAAAGCAUUACGCCGCUGUGCAGCGAAUCUCCGACUGCAAAUCUCCGAUGCUGCUGCGAAUGAAGUCGAUCACCUUCUACAUAUACACAUGCCAGUAUAAAGCCGAAGUUAAGGAAGAAGACGGAGGAUCGUUUAUGGGAAAAUAAGUCAGAAAUCACUGUGUACAGAGAAAAAAUGGUGCGUUGAUUAAAGAGCCGUUAAUAAUGGCAGAACCCACAAUCGAAGAAGAUAUCCAGCGUAUUCAAAUGACUCAAGUUUUAACUGGUCAGGACACAAAUAAUUUGAAUAAGACUGCCGUAGCGGAUGCUAAAAAGGAACAUGAGCAGGACAAGAAUGGAAAUGUCAUGGAACACCAGGGAGGGGAAAGGACAACCAGAACUAAUCCGACUCCUCGCAGAAAGAAGCUGAAAGAGUCAAAAUUCUUGUUGUCAAAGAAGGCAAUUGAUAAAGAAGUAAGCGAGGAAGAUAAGGCUUGGCUUGCAUCCCGCACAGAACCAGAGUUGGACAUGUUGAUCAGCAUUAAAAAGAUGGCUAUGGAGCGUGCUAAGACCAUUCAAGACGAGCGUGCUAACGGCAUUUUCAAUUUCAAAUUGCUUCGUACUAUAGGUUUACUCUUAGAAGAAUUUGUAAAGGAGAGUUUGAAGAAUGCCCAUUCCCUAGGAGACGUAGUCGAGACUCCAACGGUUCCAUCAGAGAAGGAUGAGGGAAGGAUUCCAUUAGAGAAAGAAAGAGAACACAAUCACAUUAAACCAAUUGUUAAAGUAGAAUUGGAGGAGAUGACUACAUCAGAUGUGACAAAACGGAAAAGAAACUCUUCAGGUGAACAAGAAGAUGUCCACCUCAAGAAACGAAAGAAAAAGCGACACCGUACGACGAACGCUGAAUCUUGAACCUUGAAUUUGAAAGCAUAAAUUUCUUUUCUCCUGAUGAUAACUGAUAAAGUUUUCAUUUUAAAGAAUGUGAUCAUUUUCCUUUUGUACUUAUGUCUUGAUUUUUUGACAAUUUUCACAGUAAAAUUAUUAUAUUAGAACACUGAGAAUUUAUUGUAAAAUGCAGACUGUUAGUCCUGUCUGGUAUAACCCAUGGCUUAGUAGGAGAAAUACCUAAAACAAACUGUUGAACAAAAUGCCUCACGUUGACUAUAGCUGAAAAAAUGGAGGCAAGCACAACUAUUAAUUUUUACUCUUAACAAGGUUAUAACUGAAGACAGGCUGCAUCAUAAUUGUUAGUCACUAGGAAUUAGAAUAUGUCGUGUAUUGUGCAGUAAAAAAUGAGGCAUAAUGUACAGAAGGACAAAGUAGAGUAGUCACCUAUUAGUCUUGCUUUGGAUGUAGUCAAUAAUUUGCGUGAAGGAAGGUUAAAGAUAAUUGGCCAUCUAUCUUCAA
This is a messenger RNA of Cryptomeria japonica (Japanese cedar), 1419 nucleotides long. RefSeq lists its product as uncharacterized. Lineage: Eukaryota; Viridiplantae; Streptophyta; Pinopsida; Cupressales; Cupressaceae. The coding region runs from base 238 to 924 and encodes 228 amino acids. The record is from RefSeq and is a predicted model, not a curated record. The transcript has 5 exons.